This is a messenger RNA of Ictalurus furcatus (blue catfish), 2809 nucleotides long. It is a transcript of the gene ripk1l, whose product is annotated as receptor (TNFRSF)-interacting serine-threonine kinase 1, like. NCBI's taxonomy places the organism in Eukaryota, Metazoa, Chordata, Actinopteri, Siluriformes, Ictaluridae. The record is from RefSeq and is a predicted model, not a curated record. The transcript is spliced from 11 exons. Gene Ontology annotation, biological process: protein phosphorylation; signal transduction. The coding region runs from base 753 to 2711 and encodes 652 amino acids. Gene Ontology annotation, molecular function: JUN kinase kinase kinase activity; ATP binding; protein binding.
UGUUGUUGUAAUAGUGGUAGUAGUAGUAGUAGUUGUUGUUGUUGUUGUUGUAAUAGUAAUAGUAAUAGUAGUAGUAGUUGUUGUUGUUGUUGUAAUAGUGGUAGUAGUAGUAAUAUCAGUAAUAUUAGUUUUAAAAUCAGUUUUUGUAAUUUUUUUAAAGGAAGUACAAAGAAAGAAAAGUGUUUUCUUUGUCAGAACUUUCUGUCCCUUGAGGACAUUUAGUCUCCAUAUAAAAUCACGCUUUAGUGACCUUUAUGGCACCUGGAGCUGGAAAACUCACCAGGAUAUAAAUACAUCUUCCUUUUCUUUCUUUCUUUCUUUCUUUCUUUCUUUUUCAGGCAUGAAAAUGAAAACGAAAACGUAUCUAUUACAAAAAUUCUCUCUGGACUCACAGCAGCCCUUCACUUCUCCCGUUCCCCCUUACCCUUCUGAAUAUUCACAUUUCACUCAUUAAUCCUUUGUCUGAAAACAUUUCCAAAUCUGAAGAAGAUGAAGAAGUGAAGUGUGAAUGAUACAAUCCUGUGCUCUGGAGUGGAUUAUUUCAGUCUGGAUGGAGGAGUGCUUUCUUUUCUUUUCUUUUCUUUUCUUUUUUUCUACACUUGUUUCACUUGUGAUGUCUGAACAUUUCUACAGUCCGGAAAUAAAGUCUACAGGAACUAAAAGUAGGAAGCGAUGAGAGUCGUGCACUUAUAGACCACAGAAAGCAGGGCACCAUUUGGGACUAGACCCAUGUCCCAUUAAGCAGUGAAACCAUGGAAACGAGCUUGGACAUCAUGAAGUCCUCAGACCUCAUCAAGAAGGAGCGUCUGGAUUACGGCGGGUUCGGGGAGGUGUUUCUGUGCUACCACAAAACGCUGGGACAUGUGGUGCAGAAGACGGUCUACACAGGACCACCUCGUAACGAGCAGACGUCGUCUCUGCUGGAGGAAGGCAGUCUGAUGAACAGGUUGAAACACGAGCGCGUGGUUAAGUUGCUGGGGGUUAUACUGGAGGACAGAGACUACUCGCUGGUCAUGGAGCUCAUUCCUAAUGGCAACCUGCUGUCCAUGCUGCAGAAAGUGAAAGUUCCAGUAUCCAUUAAAGGAAGGAUAGUUCUGGAGAUCCUGGAAGGAAUGGUUUAUCUAACAGACAACCACGUCAUUCACAAGGACCUGAAACCGGAAAACAUCCUGGUCGAUGAACAUUUCCAUAUAAAGAUCGCAGACCUCGGACUGGCCACGUGUCAGACGUGGAGUCGGCUGACGAGGGAGGAGUCGCGCAGACAGAGUCGUGCAGGCAAGAAGUCGAGCGUGGCGGCGGCCGGGACACUGUGCUACAUGGCUCCUGAGCACCUGGAAAGCAUCAACACUCGCUCCACUGAAAAAUCGGACGUUUACAGCUUCGCCAUUGUAGUGUGGGUCAUUCUGACCAACCAGGAGCCUUAUGAGAAUGCUAUUAGUCAAGACCAGAUCUGCCAGUGUGUGCGAAAGGGAGACCGUCCAGAUGAGACCCUUAUUCCAGGCGAUUCACCAAAAGAGAUUAUCACACUUAUGAAAAAAUGCUGGGAGCAUGACCCUCAGAAACGACCCCGGUUUAAAGAGAGCUAUGACUCAUUUUCGGCUUUCUAUAAGAACAACCUGGAACGAGACGUUGAGCAGGAUCUACGUGACCUUAAGGAUGUGUAUGAAGGUCCAUCGGAGCUGCUGGAGAAGUUAAAAACACUCACAACAGAGUCUACUGCUGCAGGCCUGGCGGCUCCGUCCUUUCUGCAGCGCUCCGGUGACUCGCCCACCCCUCUGAGGAGUUCAGACCUGGGCCCGGUGGAAGCCAGCUUGGAGGACCUCAGUUUAAUGACCUCAGGUGCCUUUCAAGUGGACGCCAUCCCUGAUCCUACUCCCACCCCUCUUAACCUGGAGCAGAAACUGAACCAAGAGUUAGACUACCACAAACACGGUAGCUACACCAGCGGGCAACAGCCCAACCUCUCUUCGUACCUUUUCCCUGUUCCGGUCGUGCAGACUACGUCUAGUUCCAACUGGGCUGGAGAUCUUCCUCAGCAGGUGUCCUCAGUGCAGUCUUGGUCCAAACCUAACCCUUAUCUGAGUCCUCAGGAUAUUCCGGUCCGGCCGGAUUACGACAGGGAGAUCUCGGCUCCGUAUUCGCAGUGUGGACCGCACCAGCCGUCCAAACCUUUCGAGCGCAUGCAGUCAUGGCCUUCUGACCUCUCUGCAGUGGGGAUCGCCCCGCAGACUGAAACAGGUGGAUCUCUGUACAUCAGUCAAGCCAGUGGGAUUCAGAUCGGGAACAACAACACCAUGCAUUACCGCAGUGUCGACAGCUGUUCUCUCGGCUCUCAGUCCAGCACGGCGUUAUCCAACACAAAGUAUAAAGAGCUACUGUUGCAGUAUGUGGACCACAGUGUAACUGAUGAACAUCUGGAGCUGGUGCAAAAGAACGUAGGCGGGACGUGGAAAACCUGUGCCAGGAAGCUGGGCCUCAGCGACGUGGAGAUUGACCACAUCGAACACGACUACAUGCGUGACGGCCUCGCCGAGAAGGUCCACCAGAUGCUGGAGCGCUGGAAGAUGAAGGAAGGUCUUCAAGGGUGUACGGUGGGAAAACUCUGUAGUGCCCUGGAGGGGUCCAUUAAAGCAGAUGUGCUCAUCGAACUACUGCAUAAGUCUCAAGACUACACCGUUUUUUCGAAUGCCAGCACUCAGAGCCUGAUUUAAGUUAAAGUUCUAGUCCAGGGGAAACUUUUAUAUAGUAAUAAUAGCAGUGGAUGUUGUUAUUAUUAUUAUUCUUCUUUUUGAUACAUCGUCAUUUUAGU